CCGAUGCGAUCGUUGCAAACAUGCUUUGAACGAUAUUAGGUGAAGGAGGGGGUGAUAGCCGAAAGAUAGGUGGCGCUAUGGCAAUCGCAGCUCAAGACUCUGCUAACGCGACUCAGCUGACGGCAGUCCAGAUGAUGGAAAUCGGUGGAAUGCGUGCAGAAUGGCACGUUGUGCUUUCAGCUUGUGUGACCAUCGCCACUAUGGUGUUAACGAUCAUGAAGCUGCGAAAGAAGAUUGGGAAGUUGCCCCCGGGGCCCAGGGCGCUACCUCUGAUUGGCAACAUACAUCAGAUCGGUGAUUUCUCGCGUCGAAAUCUUAUGCAAAUGGCGGAGAAAUACGGACCCAUCAUGUAUAUGCGUAUCGGGAGUAAACCGCUCUUGGUCGUGUCCACAGCUGAAGCCGCACAUGAGUUUCUGAAGACACAAGACAAGGAAUGGGCUGAUCGGCCUACCACCACUGCUGAUAAGAUAUUCACUAACGAUCACCGAAAUAUUGUAUGUGCGCCCUACGCAGCGCACUGGCGCCACUUGAGGAAGAUCUGCACCAUGGACCUCUUCACGCCGAAGAGACUGAUGUCAUUUCGGACUCCCCGCACAGAGGAGAUUAACCAAAUGAUGACGUCGAUUCAUGAAGACGUAGCUGCUGGCAAGGAAGUCAAGCUCCAUGUGAAGCUUGGGCACCUCACCACCAACAACAUCACACGCAUGCUCCUCGGCAAAAGAUUCUUUACGGUUGACGAAAAGGGGCAAAUGGAGGCUCACCGUUUUAAGGAGCUCGUAUUCGAAUUGUUCAGAGCUUCGUCCACGCCAAUGAUCGGUGACUUCAUCCCAUGGCUCAAAUGGGUUUCUAUCGCCUCCGGAUACGUAAAGUACUUGAAGAGGGUGAAAGCUGACUUGGACGCAUUUUUGCAAGAGUUCCUUGAAAUCAAGAAAGCGGCGAGCGACCAGGCCACCGCUGAAAGGGCCAAGGACUUCGUGGAUUUGCUUCUUGAACAGAAAACUGUGAGCGGUGACGGCCCCCUCGAGGACGCUACCAUCAGGAGUGUGAUUCAGGACAUGCUUUUAGCCGGCACCGACACUGUUUCCAACGCCAUGGAGUGGACAAUCGCAGAGCUAAUGCGCCAUCCUGAGUGCAUGCGCAAGCUCCAACAGGAGCUCGAUACUGUAGUUGGCAAGAGCAGGAUUGUCUCCGAGACCGACCUCCCCAACCUGCCAUACCUGCAAGCGGUGGUGAAAGAGGUUAUGAGGUUCUAUCCUCCGGCGCCGCUCAGUCUGCCCCACCAAUCCAUCGUGCCGACAACUGUGUGCGGGUACGAUCUCCCAGCCGGAACGCAGCUGUGCAUCAACCUGUACGCGAUUCAGAGAGAUCCCAAGUACUGGCCCAAUCCAGUCCAGUUCAAUCCUGAUCGCUUCUUGAACUGCGACGUCGACGUCGGUGGCACUCACUUCCAGUUAAUUCCUUUCGGAGCUGGUCGACGCCAGUGUCCCGGCAUGCCUCUGGGGAACUUGCUGCUGCAAAUCAGCGUGGCCAGGCUUGUGCAAGCUUUCGAGUAUUCUUUGCCCAGAGGCACUAAAAGGAAUUAUUUUAUGAAUUACUAUUCUGGUGCAAAUAAACUUACAUCAGGAAUAAUGUAUUUAAUUUAAAAUUUUAUA
This is a messenger RNA of Physcomitrium patens, 1652 nucleotides long. Its product is annotated as cytochrome P450 71A22. Lineage: Eukaryota; Viridiplantae; Streptophyta; Bryopsida; Funariales; Funariaceae. Gene Ontology annotation, molecular function: iron ion binding; monooxygenase activity; oxidoreductase activity, acting on paired donors, with incorporation or reduction of molecular oxygen. The record is from RefSeq and is a predicted model, not a curated record.